Molecule: messenger RNA, 4390 nt
Organism: Caenorhabditis auriculariae
Lineage: Eukaryota; Metazoa; Nematoda; Chromadorea; Rhabditida; Rhabditidae
Source: the annotation of a GenBank genome assembly
AUGAGUAUACCUGCCCACGCCGAAUAUCGCCGUAAGGUAUCACUAACGCAUAAUUUUUCAAGACGUUUGUCGUUUUCUCAAAGGUGCUCAACGCCAUUGAAACUUUGACGGAAACAGUGACCCGCGAACAACUGGUCAAGUGGGUUAGCCGUGAUGAUGGUAAUAUUUCGAUCCCGACUACAUCUAUUCAGCUGCCCUACUUUCACGUUGCUUCCUGGGACGAACUAAUCGAGGAACGCUCUCUUGGCAACUCUUGCGGCUAUCCACUCUGUGCGAGGCCGUCGCGGCCCCUUCAAAAGCAACGGUACCAUAUUGACCGCCAGAGCAAGAAGGUUUUUUUCCACGCCGUUCGUCCGCAGUUGAUUUCUUAUCUCAGAUUUACGAAACGUGUCGUGAUCGCGACAAAUUUUGUAGUGAUGAAUGUUUCGAUUUGUCUGCCAUGCUUCGUGAACAACUUUUUGAUGAGCCAUUGUGGAUGACGGGCGAAAUUCCCGAGCGAAUGAGUGAAGAUUCUUCUUUCUCUCUUCACAAGUUCAAGUUCCAAUGAAGAUAGGUACUUCAAAGUGAGCGAGAACACUGGAGCUUACAUGGUGAACAACUCGCGUCCCAUCAUCGCAGUCAAGCCGCAGAGGUUACCAACUCGAGGAGUUGAAGUUGUAGAAGAAAAGGUUUUUUAUCCGACGCAUCAUAAUUUUGAAGCUUUCUCUUACCCUUGUAAAUCCAGAUAGCAUUAGGAGGGUAUCUGAGUGCACAAGAAUAGUAUUGAAAUACCUCUUUCUUUUUUUUUUGAAGUUGAAAUACUAUAUGAAUAAUUUGCGAAGAUAAAGGGAACGCUACUAUUUGCAGUUCGUGGCAAAAAUGAGUGACCUGCGCGUCUGUGAAAAAGACGCAGGUUCUGACGAAGAUGCUGAAGAAGAAGAUGACAUGCCUCAUGUCGAUGAGUACGAAAAGUGCCCGGUCAGUUCAUUUUUGUCUCUGGCCAAAAUUCAUGAAGAUGCACUUCAGUUUCAAACCCAUUUCAUGAUUUUUUUUUUGUUAAAAACCAUUUAAGAAAUAGUUCAUCUUUAUUUAUAAAUGUGAAGUGGUGAAAGCAGUUUGAAACUGAAAGUGCCUUGACAUAUAGUGAAAAAUUUGUUAAAAAAAGGGUCGGGUCAUUUUUCUUCAUUCCUUUCCAUAGUUUAAAAAUUGCUCUUGAACACGCGCUUCAAGACCUUACAGCCCAUUUCGCGCCCGUGGGUCCCGUUUUGUCCUGCAAACAAAAUUGUAUACAGCAUUAGUCUGAAUUCGACUGAACUUCGCUUCAAGACCUUACUUCUUGUUGUCUUUUUUGCAGUUUUUUAGAGGCAAAUUAAAAAAAAACAACCGUUCUUUUUUUGUAUUUUUUCUGCAGUGCCUUUAAAAGUGGCCGUCUCGCGCGGUCCACUGUAUUACACGGCGUUCCCAAACGGGGUGGGGAAACGUCAAAAAAAUUAUGGCGUGAUUAUUUAAAUCUUCAGUACGUAGCCAAAGGCGAUCGAACAAAAAAGUUAUUAAUUUUUUUAGGACGACGAUAUUUUUCUUGAUGCUGUACAGCGCUUCGUAACUUCAAAGCGCACAAAUUGUCUUCCAAAAGAGGUAGUUUCGCAUACAAUUGUUUUUCCCAAUUUAUUUGCACUUUCAGGAAAAGGGUGAAUCGCCGAGUGAAAAAGUACCACCGCCUCCCAGACGGGUUGAAAACGAAGAGGAAAAGCUGGCCAGGCUGAGGUUUGCUUUUGUUUCUAUAUUUCAAGGUUGAUGGACGCUUUAAGGAAAAAGUAUAGUGUGAAAGAUGGAAAAGUGAGAGGUCCACCAAUAGUCGAGCCGCGGGCAUUGAUCGAACGAAACGGCGGUGGAAGCACAACAAGAGCCAAAGAAACCACAAAAGCACUUGGGAGCUGUGAAUUUGAAAAAAAAUCGAAUAGAAGUGUCGUCGAUUUCGCCAAAGAUGUUUUGAAGUUGGUUUCGGAUCUAUAUUCUGUCCAGUUGUAAAAUCUCGAACAGCCAAAACGCCCCCGGAUAUAGUACAUUUUCGCGUAAAUUAAUAGUCAGUGUUGAUUAUUAAUCAUGUAGUUCGGUGAUCCUUCAAUAGUGUUAAAUUUUGGUCUUAUUUUUUUUCUUCUAAUCAACUUAUUGAAAAAAAAGUCAAACAAUGUCAUACAUGGGAUAGGCAUGAAUGGCGACAGCCAAGUCUCCCAAUCCCUUACCCCCACUCAAAGCCUUUCGAUUUUUUUUUCCAUAAGAUCGGACAAGCGCCGUUCAAUGCGCACCCUGAAAAACGUUUUUUACGAUUUCCCCACCCCCCUCCCCCUUUUUCUCGUUUUUUUGCCAGGUCUACUCCUCUUUCUCCGGGUCACCGAGACUUUCCCUUGUAUGAACAAUUUAUCGCUGUUAAAGGAUCUUCGUCGAGUGCGAUGAAAAAUUGAUACAAAAGGUUAAUGUACACAAGAGGGCGGAGUCAGCUGCUUGACAUCCAAAACUUGAUGAAGGAAAAUCUGCCCUUAUCCACAUUUGUUUAGUCUGUCCGGUUGUGUUUAAAUUGUGCAUACACCGACCGCAGUUUUUCAGCGCUAUUGGUUAAUAACGUUUUUCUAAGAAAAAAUAGACAAAUUUGAAAAAAAAAAAAACACAAUUAAAACAUUAAAGAAAACAUGUUUAGUUUUUAAUAAUAAAGUUUUUUUGCAAGUGCCAGAAAGUCAGAAAAAUGGCCUAAUUUGAGAAGCCGUUUUUUUAGUAAGUAAAAAAAUCGUAUUUUUCUGUACUUUUCUCAUCUAUUAAUGCUGAAAGAAACUGUGUUCAUUUUAUUAAAUACAAUAAAUGGCCUGUUAUCCUCAGCUGAGACCAUACAUGGGCUAACCAACAAGUUUUAUCAUUUCUUUGUGUUUCAAUCAUGAAUCAACUACCUAGUUUAUAUAGGCAAAUUCCAAACGAAUAAUUUAUCGAGAAAAAAAAGUGGGAAAAGGAUUCAUCGGAAAGUUCCCUAGCAAAAUGAAAAAAUCGCAAAAGUCGCCAUUCGAAUUUUCGCUGGCAUUUUUUUCAUACCACCCAAUUUUUUUGGCUCAAAAAAACGUCCGGAAGCUUGAAAAUCCUAUUUUUAUGGUACGCUCAAGGAAAUAAUUAUUUUUUUAGCUCUAAAACUGUGAACGUUUAAAAAUUUUUUUUGGAUCUCAGAAAUUGACCUUUUUUUAAUGAAUUUUUCGAACUGCCUAAUAUUCGGUGAUCACAAGUAAUCCAUCCAUUGGAUGCAUUUUAAAUAGAAUUGAGAUCGAUUCAUAACUGAGUUUAUUGUCACGCGAUCGAUUUAUCGACGGCUCGGAGCGAGUAUAAGAGAUACCCGAUCAAUUUGCCACUCAAUAUAAUCGAAAAAAAGUUCAAUAAUCAAUGUGGAGAAGUUUUCACCUUCUUAAAAAGCUACAUGAAUAGGGGGGUACAAAAGUGAUAAAUACCCUGUUAACUCAUUUAUGGUGGAGACGGCGCAGUGGGAACCGGACAAGUACCUGUGAGUCUGUACUGGUGCGUAUCGUAUUUCAAUUUUUGAAAAUUAACUAUACUUUGACUUUUGUCCAGAGCUACUUUGGACUCGAAAAAAAAAUUUUUUUAAUCAAAAAUCGCUUUGAGGGAAUGGAUCACGGAAGAAUGUCGGUCUGCACUGAGGAUGGGCUGUAAAACGACAGGUGGCGAUGUCGAAAGCAUUUUGUUGAGCUACUUGUCUGGACAGAAAAUUUCGGACGUGGUGAAAAUUGAAAGGGUUCCAUGAUAUUUGAUUUUUGUACUUGAAGGACAGAGUGGCAAUGCCGGAAGUUGAUGCCGUGGACGUUGAGAAACGGCGACACGCGAUUCUCUUGCAAUCCCUUGGACCUGUGUGAGUGCGAAACUUGACAAUCCGUGCGAGUCUCCGGAACAGACGGCACAAUAAUGACCGGCCAUUUUACGAUUGUUAGCACCGUCUCAAACAUGCGUAAACUAUAAUUCAAAACAUAUUUCCUUAAAAUUCCAACUUAACAUUAGCUGUGUACGCUGCUAAUUUAGAUGGCAAGAGCUCGAAGCAAAAUUGAAGAUUUCUUCUACAAAUCAACUGCUGGCGCGGCUCACUGCCAACUUUUCCCUAAACUCGGGAAAUAUCACGGGGUUUUCGAAAAUGGAACUUCGCGCUCUCGUCAUUUCUUUAUGGAGAAUGUUUGUUCAGACUUUAUUUGAAAAUAAGAGUGUUCAAAUCGAAGUUUACAGUGUCUGUCACAUGAAUACCGAAUUUGAAGACCGACAUUUCCCAGAGAAUUGUCCAUCUCAAGAGUUUUUCGCAAUAGCCAGAGAUUUUGGGUUGGAUAUGGCUGAUUGCGAAGAACUUGUCGAUUUCGCCGUGCUCGUGAUAAACUGA